AUGCACAGCAUGCCGCCCUCUCGGAACUUUUGCACUAAGAAGACGCACGGCUGGGAGGAGAUGUGCACUUGGUCAGGCUGCGGGGCCUGCACUUCGUGCGAUGUCCCGGAGGAGGACCCGCCGCGGCUGACCUUUGCGGAGAUCUUUCGGAACGCUGGGAUCAACGCCACGAGCGUCCGCCGGGUGCAGGCGUGGUCGGACGAGCUCUUUGACUGGAACAUGGCGGGCGACGGCUUCGAGCCUAUCAUCAUUGAGGGCGCGGCAGCCGCGUGGCCCGCCCUGGAGAAGUGGAAGCAGACGGGCUACCUGCUGUCCGAGGUGGAGAUGCUGAGUCCGGUGGUGCACAUCUCGCCAACACCCUACAUGCGCGGCACGAACGUUAAGCGGACUGGCGACCCUGACCUCAUCUUUGGUGACAAGGCCGCUCCGCCACACGAACACCGCUUCACCGGCUUGUUUGACAUCUCCUCGCAGGAGCAGCUGCUAAAGGAUAUCGAACCGUUGCCCUCAUUCCUGAGGGAGGACGGCGGUCUGCCCUACACGUCGAAAAGCACGCGCUCCUGCCUCUGGGCCUCGAACGCCGAGUACGUUGACAGUGGCCUGCACUGGGACCAGAACAGCGGCGGCUUCCUCACCCAGGUCGUCGGCACGAAGGACAUCGUGCUCUUUCCGCUAAUGGACACCGAGUUCCUGUACAUGCGAACUGACCGGGGCCACCACUUUGAGAGCUCGCUCUAUAUGUUUCGUGACCUCCGGCCGGAGCAUCAGGAGGACCACCCACCGGAGGGCUACGAAGCCUUCGCACUCCAAGGGGCUGGACUGUAUGUUUUACAUUGGGCUGAACGGCAAAUUGUGUAA
Emiliania huxleyi CCMP1516 is the source of this 858-nucleotide messenger RNA. RefSeq lists its product as hypothetical. The transcript has 3 exons. Bases 1 to 858 code for a protein of 285 amino acids. Gene Ontology annotation, molecular function: 2-oxoglutarate-dependent dioxygenase activity. Lineage: Eukaryota; Haptophyta; Isochrysidales; Noelaerhabdaceae. The record is from RefSeq and is a predicted model, not a curated record.